AUGGAUGUGCACUUGAAAGAUCUCACUUUCACCCUGAAAAAGCUACAGACCAAAGAAAGUGCAAAGGACGCAACGGGAACAAUGGCAGAGAAGGGUAAUGAAGGGGCGGAAAGGACGAAGCAGAAGACGGAGGAGGUGGCGGCAUCGACCGGAGAGACACUGAAUGUGGGGGAGAAGGCGAAGCAGGGCGUGCAGGGGGCAUGGGACAUGGCAAAGGACACCACACACAAGAUUAAUGAAACCUUGAUUGGGAAGGAUGAUGAUGAUAAUGAUGGUGUUCUGAACGAUGAUGUUGUAGAGUUGAAGAGAAGAGUUGAGAAGAGUUAUGGUGACGAAGACGAUGAAGAAGACACAAAACAAGGUGCCAGCGUGCCCUUUUUUUAUGUCGUCUAG
Vigna radiata var. radiata (mung bean) is the source of this 393-nucleotide messenger RNA. RefSeq lists its product as uncharacterized. The transcript has 2 exons. Bases 1 to 393 code for a protein of 130 amino acids. NCBI's taxonomy places the organism in Eukaryota, Viridiplantae, Streptophyta, Magnoliopsida, Fabales, Fabaceae. The record is from RefSeq and is a predicted model, not a curated record.